Messenger RNA from Dermacentor silvarum, 1539 nucleotides. RefSeq lists its product as uncharacterized. Lineage: Eukaryota; Metazoa; Arthropoda; Arachnida; Ixodida; Ixodidae. The record is from RefSeq and is a predicted model, not a curated record. Bases 1 to 816 code for a protein of 271 amino acids. The transcript is spliced from 6 exons.
AUGAUCGACAUCACUCCGCACCGAAGCACUCCAGACAGCGUGCUCGAUUCGAUUAGAGUCUUCAAAGAAUUUCACAAACUGCUGAAGCGCUACGCGGAAGGCAAGAACCAACGCACGUUGACCUUCUUCGGCUACACCCCUCUAAGCCAGGAGUGGAUCGAUCUCAUUCCUUCAAUAUUGAGUAUAUUCACACCGGACAUCUUCGUGUUCCAUGGUCACAAUUCUCUCGUGCAGCGCAAGUGGAACUCAUCCUGCACGAUAUUGCCGCAGAAUGCCGUUAUCGACAUGCCGGGCCUCCCAAUUUCUUUGACAACAGCCCACAAAACCCUGAGCGAGGUGGCGGAAGAACAACACACGCCUGCAUGGGCUGUGUCUGUAACCGCAGCGGGGCGCUGGAACCGGCCGAAGAAUGCUGCCAACCAAGAUGACUACAAACUUCUGAAAGAAUGUAUCAGGCCGCCGCGAAAUUUUACCAAGUUCGGGAGCAUCACAGAGGUCUGCAACAACCCAAAUUACGUCCGACUUGAAGACAAGGAUGAUCACUCCGGUUACGCGUACAGCCUCCAAGACGGGCUCAUCAUGACGUACGAUACAUCCGACAUGCUGCGUCAGAAGCUUUGUAGGCAAAAGGCCAACCUGACCCACAUCGACUACGGUAUCGCGGUGUUCGACCUCGAGUACGAAGACGACUCCGAUCUUUGUCCGUCCGGCUCCUACAGUCACAUCAAGAUGGCGAGAGCGUUGGCGGAAUUCUUCGAAAGCAAGUACAACACGGCCUCCGACCUGACAGACUGUCUACGCGGUGAAAACAAGUGACCGUGCAUACACACGUGCCGGUGAUCGGUUGAAAGUGCUGCCACCUGUUUCUCGACGUUCUAAAUUUCGCGCUGAUUGAUAUGCAAAUUAUGGUGCACGUGCAUUCCCUUCUCAUUCACCUAGAGUGGAAGAUGUCCCCUUACCUUCGUUCGUGUCUGCUUCUAGUAGACCAAAUAUUAUUUUAACUCUUAAAGGAACAUUAAAGAGGAAUCAGUGCAUAUCGAUAAAACUUCCUUUCGAAACUUUAAUCUUUAGGCAGAAACAGCGGUUUCUCUGGCUUAUCGGUAAUUUUAUACAUUUCACGCAAUUAUUGACGCAUUUUUGAACAGCUCUGAAUUAUAUCUGUAAGCGAUCUGUUUGGUCAUCGAUUCGCAUGAUUUUACAAAACGACUAUCUGAUUUUUUUUUAUUUUUAACAUUGUUCCGCUUGUAAUUCGCGAACCCUUAAUUUAACUAGAAACCGUGACGCUUUUGAAUUGCCUCGGUGCAGGCCUAACUACGACACCGUUAUCUUAAUACAUUUCCAAUAUAACUCCUCCACGUCUGAAAAGCCCCUAUUGUUCGUGUAGCACUUUGAUGCUGUCGGCGCGAUCUCUUGCAUAAGUAUAAUUUUGUACCUACGUCAUAUAACAUGUAUCACUGCGUGACUGAUGUAUAUUUAUAGGAUCUGUUGAAAGUGUAUAGCUUUAUUUUUGUCCUGUGAAACAUGCUCUGCUGUCUCAAU